AUGACUAACGAAAAGAUCGAACUUAUUAGAGCUCGACUGAAAGCGGCUCAAGAUCGGCAGAAGGCUUAUGCGGAUAAGAGGAGACGUCCUAUUGAGUUUCAAGUUGGAGAUUAUGCUGCAUACCGUUUAGAAUUGCCGCCUACUUUAGACGGGAUUCACAAUACCUUACACGUAUCGCAAUUAAGAAAGUGCCUUGCGGAUGAAGCGGCGUUUGUGCCUCUUGAUGAUAUUGAAUUGGAUGAGGGGUUGAAUUACAUUGAAAGGCCGAUAGCUAUAAAAGACGUUAAGGUAAAGAACCUCCGCAACAAAGCCAUUAGACAAGUGUUGGUUCAAUGGCAACACCGAAAGGGAUCGGAACUUACAUGGGAAGCGGAAGAUGAAAUGGGAAGGCACUACCCUUUUCUCUUCGGUACGUAA
Helianthus annuus (common sunflower) is the source of this 417-nucleotide messenger RNA. RefSeq lists its product as uncharacterized. The coding region runs from base 1 to 417 and encodes 138 amino acids. The record is from RefSeq and is a predicted model, not a curated record. NCBI's taxonomy places the organism in Eukaryota, Viridiplantae, Streptophyta, Magnoliopsida, Asterales, Asteraceae. The transcript has 2 exons.